Molecule: messenger RNA, 3737 nt
Organism: Mytilus californianus (California mussel)
Lineage: Eukaryota; Metazoa; Mollusca; Bivalvia; Mytilida; Mytilidae
Product: TBC domain-containing protein kinase-like protein
Exons: 26
Coding region: 137-2830 (897 amino acids)
Biological process (GO): activation of GTPase activity; protein phosphorylation
Molecular function (GO): protein kinase activity; GTPase activator activity; ATP binding
Source: RefSeq, a predicted model, not a curated record
GUGUGAAGGUCGUUCUACUUUCGAUUUGAUACUGAUGAUGAACAAGCUAAAUGAGAAUUUAUUUAUCAGUAUUCAAUUCACUUCUGAAAAAGAUGUGUCAAUGGUGUGAUUAUCUUAUGCUUAGCUCAAGCUCAAAAUGACAGAAUUAGGGAAAGCAGAUUUUGGUGUAACAACUUUCUUUGCUAAAAGUCAUCCAAAUGACAAAUGUGGAUCUAAUGGACUUCCAUUGACUCCAAACUCAAUAAAAAUACUUGGUCGAUUUCAAGGAUUGACAACUAUACAUCAUCCCAGGUUGUGUAGAUACAUAGACAUUAGUAAAGGCAGGCAUGAAAGAUUAAUAGUUGUAUCAGAAUACUAUACAGAUAACUUACUUAAAAUUGGCAAAACAGGAAAAUAUGCAAGUGUUGAAGAAUUACUGACCUUGGCAUAUGAAGUGCUAGAGGGCUUGGUGUAUCUCAAUAGGAAAUCCAUUACACAUAGAAAUUUGUCUAAAUCUAAUAUAUUAUUUGAUACAAAGGGUAAUGUGAAGUUGUCAGAGUAUGGAUUGUAUCAUGUUACAGAAUAUGGUGCUAAUGUUUCAUUUCCAAUAGGACUUCCAGAGUAUAUGCCACCUGAAGUGUUAUGUGAUUGUCCAAUAGAAACAGAUGAACAUGCUGAUACAGAAACUGUAGUUACAGAUCCUUGUGGUCCUAAAACAGAUGUCUGGUCUCUAGGGGUUAUCUUGUUAGAGGUUUUUACUAAUGUUGAUUUAUGGGAAGGUCUAUCUAAUCCACAGAAAAUUUAUAGGACAGUAGAGUUCUUAAAUGAAGGAAAGCAUCCUUUUGACUUUUAUACAGAAGAAUACAACUUGCAGGAUAAAAUUAAGGUUUUGCCAGAAGGAGUUUUAGAUUUCAUAAGAAACUGUUUGAUAGUUAAUUCCAAAGAAAGACCAUCUCCAGAAUCUUUAUUACAGCAUAAAGUCUUCAGUGAACAUAAUACUAAUAAGAAGCCACAUAAGAAUGGAUUUAGAAUGUUUACUGUUCAGUUAAGGAGCAAAGAUUUGGAAUUGUCUCCUUAUGAUGAAAAUGGAUACACUGAAGAUCAUUUAUCAGAAAGAAGUAUGGAUGAGGUGUACUACCUCUGGAGGUUAGCAGGAGGAGAUUUAGAGGGAGUCCUCAAGUCACAGGGUCUAGUCAAAACAAAACCACCUGUUACAUUAAUACCAAACUUUUGCACUGGUGAUGGUGAUGUAUUUGGACAGAAAAGAGAUAGAGCUGAGUUACUGGACAACACCAUUGUUAUACUGUCUCAGGAACAACUUAGAAAUAGACUAUCAGAGGUUGAUGAAAAAGCAUAUUACCCACUAAUUCACACAGAUGAUGACAUGACAGAAUUUAAGAGAAUGCCCAAGUCCUCCAGUGCUGCUGACUUGUUAGAAACAGCCAGUCUGCCAUUAAUUAUCAGGGAAAAGGAUGUUGAAUACCAGUUUCACAGAGUGAUAUUAUAUGAGAGGUUGUUGAAAGCCUACCCCUAUACAAGAGCCAGGAUAUGGAAGGAAGCAAGGACAGAUAUACCUCCCCAUGUCAGAGCACAUGUCUGGGCUGCUAUACUUGAAGUUGAGGGUGAUAUUCACAGUUUGUACAGUUCUAUAGACAAAGAAACUGCAACACCUACUGAUAGACAGAUUGAGGUAGAUAUUCCAAGAUGUCAUCAGUAUCACCAGCUACUAUCAUCACCUACAGCACAUGCUAAGUUUAAAAGAGUUUUAAAGGCAUGGGUUUAUAAUAAUCCACAAUAUGUUUAUUGGCAGGGAUUAGACUCACUAUGUGCUCCUUUCUUAGCUCUCAACUUUAAUGAUGAAGCAUUAGCUUUUUCCUGUCUCCAAGCCUUUAUACCAAAGUAUUUACAUAAUUUCUUCAUGAAGGAUAAUUCUGCUGUUAUACAAGAAUACCUGUGUGUAUUUUCUCAUCUGAUUGCCUUCCAUGAUCCAGAACUUAGUAAUCAUUUAGAGGGAAUUGGUUUUAUUCCUGAUCUGUAUGCUAUUCCAUGGUUCCUAACAAUGUAUGCUCAUGUGUUUCCACUGCACAAGUUAGUCCAUUUAUGGGACACAUUACUGCUAGGCAACUCAUCGUUUCCACUGUGUAUUGGUGUGGCUAUUCUCACUCAGCUCAAAAGUAGCCUGAUAUCUUUUGGAUUCAAUGAAUGCAUUUUACUGUUUUCUGAUAUGCCGGAGAUUAACAUAGAGCUGUGUGUACAGGAUUCUAUUAGGAUAUUUUGUAACACACCUAAAAGUGCAAUCUAUAGACAGCAUGCUAGACCAGCUAAGAAGACUAUCAAAGCUGACAGCCGUCCUAAUUUGUCAUAUUAUUCUAGAGAUUAUAAUGACCAACCCACAAACGAUUUGUCAAUGGAACCAAAAAGCAUUGAAGAAUUAAGAGCAGUUAAAUGUCCACACAUAUCUGCUGAGGACAUGAUAGAGCUUGGAGAAUUUAGUGGUCCAGUCCAGUCUAAAAGUCCAACCAAACGAAAACACAACAGUAAACCAAUGCUGUUGGUCAUUGAUGUUCGAGUACAAGAAGAAUUUAAUAAAGGUACCAUCCCCAGCAGUAUUAACAUUCCGUUCCAAUCAGCAUUCGGUCCUGAAGGUGACCUGAACCCUUGUCCUGCUGUGACGACCUUGAAUGCUCAUCCAUUACAGGUCAAGGUUGUAGUAGGAGGCAGAAAUAGAAAUGCAGUGAAUUUUGCAAAUGAGUUAGUGAGAUUAGGAUACAAGAAAGUAUGUGUUCUGUUUAAAGGGAUCGAUGUUCUGAGGAAUACCACCAUACUGACUAUACCUCCUGCAGAUAUAUAAGAUUAAUGACAUUAUUAAUAUAGUUAUACAAAAUUCAAACUGUUAUGUUUGUGGUUCCAUGGUAACAAACAUAUAAUAUUAUAAUCAAAUAUAAAAGUGUUAUGUUCGUGUUUCUAUGGUAACACGCACUAGUGUUAUUACUAUAUGUAUGACCUUAUAACCUUUCAGAUUAACACCAUAAGUAUUACAGUUGUUUUUUUUAACUUUCACAUACUGAGAUGUCUAUUUAUUUUAUUUUUUCAAAUACUUAAAAGUAUUCAUUUAAAAUAUUUCUUGUUUAUGAUUUAUUUUCUAAUGGUCUACUUUGUAUGAAUUAUUGUUUCAUAUAAAAUAUAUUCUAAUUCUAGUUCAAAGCGUCCAAUAUUGUAAAUAUUUCUUAAGAAAUUAAAGUGAAAAAUGGCAGAUCUAAUUAUUUUUAAAGUUUUAAAUUUGUGAUUCAUGUAAUAUAUACCGGUAACCUACACAGAAUUGUCAUUGCUUUGUUCAGUUAUUUACCUUAUGACAAAGUUAAUACAUUCAUUCAAUAGUUGACUGACUUGAAGUAACAGUCUUUUAAUCAGUGUGUUACAAGAAAUGUAACAUACUGUAAAUCAUUAAAUAUUUGCAUGUAUUUAUUAUUGCAGUUGUUGAACUAUGGAAAAAAAGUGGGGUUAAUAAUUAUGCCUUCAGGAAACACAGCUUACAAAUAAUUGUAUCAAAAGUUUUAUUGUAAGUUUUUAUGGUUGCGAAACAUAUCCAAUUGCAUUUUUUGCAAUAAUAGAAAUAUUGCAAAAAUUUUGAAAUUUACUGUACUAUAUAAAAUGAUUGUUUGGUGCAUUUUAUUCAUUAUUGAUAAUUUUAAUAAUAUUAUGUGCAAUAUUUGUUAUUGAAAGAAUUGUUAAUAAAGUUAUAAUGAUAUUGAAAGUCA